Messenger RNA from Rana temporaria (common frog), 2708 nucleotides. RefSeq names its product RNA binding motif protein 24 (gene RBM24). Gene Ontology annotation, cellular component: cytosol. The coding region runs from base 297 to 980 and encodes 227 amino acids. Gene Ontology annotation, molecular function: mRNA 3'-UTR binding. The record is from RefSeq and is a predicted model, not a curated record. The transcript has 4 exons. NCBI's taxonomy places the organism in Eukaryota, Metazoa, Chordata, Amphibia, Anura, Ranidae.
CCGCUCAUAAUGCCCAGGGAAGAAGGAGCGGGCCAGUCAGUCAGUGUGCUGGUAUUAGUUCUCCGUGAGAGGCUCGCAGUAAGCCGGGAGUGCGGGACACCCUGCGGAGCCCCUUCGUACUACCUCAUAGACCCCGCACAAAGGGAAGCGCCGCCCCGCUCCUCCUCAGCUGCCGGUGUAUGAGUGAGAGCGUCUCCUGAGCCCAGGGAAGGUGUGUGUGUACAGAGACACCGACAUAGACACCCACAGAGACACCGAGGACCGGAGAGAGGAGGGAGCCGGACAGAGCCCCGAAGAUGCACACCACCCAGAAGGACACCACCUACACCAAGAUCUUCGUAGGGGGGCUUCCCUACCACACCACCGACUCCAGCCUCAGGAAGUACUUCGAGGUGUUCGGGGACAUCGAGGAGGCGGUGGUCAUCACCGACCGACAGACCGGCAAAUCCCGGGGAUAUGGCUUUGUUACAAUGGCUGACAGAGCUGCCGCAGAAAGGGCAUGUAAAGAUCCAAAUCCAAUAAUUGAUGGGAGGAAGGCUAAUGUGAACCUUGCAUACCUGGGAGCCAAGCCCCGCAUAAUGCAGCCAGGUUUUGCAUUUGGGGUUCAGCAGAUUCACCCAGCACUUAUUCAGAGGCCUUUUGGGAUUCCUGCACAUUACGUGUACCCUCAUGCUUUUAUGCAACCAGGAAUGGUAAUUCCACAUGUGCAACCUACAGCUGCCACAUCUACAAGUCCAUACAUUGACUACACAGGAGCUGCCUAUGCCCAGUAUUCUGCUGCUGCCGCCGCCGCUGCUGCUGCCUACGAUCAAUACCCCUAUGCGGCUUCUCCAGCUGCCACAGGAUACAUGACCACCGCAGGCUAUGGCUAUGCAGUUCAGCAGCCACUUACCGCUGCAGCUCCAGGAACUGCUGCAGCAGCUGCUGCCGCCUUUGGCCAAUAUCAGCCACAACAGCUGCAAGCUGACCGAAUGCAGUAGCACUUAGUCUUUUGAAGAAGUUCUCAACAAAUAUUAUUUUUUUCUUUGUUUUCAGCCUUCCAGUUUCUAUAGAUGAGACCAUAUCAAACUUUUGGCUCUAUGGCUUUAAGGAGAAAUGAACUUCUUUUGGAGAGAGAAAUAACAGUAUUCCAGCUUCUGUAUGUAGUAUGCAUCCAGCUUACUUUUAGGAGGUGUGUUUUUCAGGCAUUAAGGAACUCCUGUGGUUUGUUUUCCUGAAAAGAUGUCAGAAUUUAUAAACUAUACAGAAUAUAUUUUUACAUCAGGAAAAAACUGCCUUUUAUUAAUCUGAGAAAAAAAAUAUAUAUAUUUUUCCUCCUUUUACAAAUGUUUGAACCAGGGAAAUAUCAAUCAGCAAUAUGUAGCCUGUACAAAGCAAAGUGUUCAAAGCACAAAAUGCACAUAACGCUCACACUGACCAACUGAAUUGUGUAGGUGAGAAAAGUGCAGUUAGCAUCGAUGCGUUGGAGGCACAUGGCCGACUGGUCACAUGACGAUGGAUAGGCACCAAAGCUAUUUUCUCAUCUUUCCUCUAUAUAAGUGGAACUAUGGAACAAGUGAUGUGGAAUGAACGGGUGCAACAGCUGUACAGACAAUCAAUAACAGGCCGUUCUGGAGAGAACACAUCACUUGUGCGUAUUUGAUGAGCUUGUCACAUUCUAAUCCCUCUCCCCAUCCUGUUUCGCUUUUGGGAAACUCUAACUGCUGGUGUCAGCUAUUCUGAUUCUGAAAUGGGAUCAGCCCCUUACUACCACAGUCUUCUAUUUAUUACACCUAUUCAUAGCUUGUGAACGACAACAGGAAGAUACUUGCAGAGGUGUUAACCCUUUUUUUAAGAACUGCAUUUUUUUUUUUUAAGAAAGAAAAGAGGUCCCCAUGUUUCUGAGUUGUAGGUGAUAUUUUUUUUUUUUCCUCUUCUGUUAAAAGUAUUUAAACAAAAGUAUUUAUAAGUUGGGUACAACUUUUCAGUUGCAGUUCUUAAAGGGUUACAUUUAAAACAAAUGGAUUGUACUGUGCCUUACUUGUAAUGUUUAUUGAAAGAAAGGUAUUUAUUUAUUUUGAUAGUUUUACUAUGGCGCGCACUAAAGAAGGGAACUUUAGAUGCGUUAAAGACCUUAUGUAUUCAUCUCAUGGUAUAAAUUAUUUAAGUAAGUUUAGAUGUAGUAAAUAUCAAUCUAUUCAACUGAAAGUUGAUUUGGAUUUAUUUAAAUUCUGAAUGUGCACUGUUUAAUAAUAUACCUACCAUAACACUUUAGGAUUUUACAUGACAUAAGUAAUUUUUUUUUUUUUUUUUUUUUGCCCAUUCAAUGAAGACCUCUUUAAGCAGUAUAUUAUACAUUUCAUUUGUAUGUAGGAUAUUGUCAAUUUUUUUAUUUUUUUUUCUUUAAUAGAAAAGUGCUGCUUUAUACAGUGACUUGUAAAACUGCAAUACUUGGCAAUUUUUAUUCUUGACUUAAACAUGAAUAUUUUACACUGUAAUGGGUUUUUAUACUUGAACUAUUUCAUACAAGGGAAGAAGACAGCAUUUUAUGGACAUUUGUCUAAAUGUCACUGGAUUUCUUUUUAAAGUAUUCAGAAUACUAGCCAGUGUUAUGUAACUGUAGACAAGAAUCUCCAUGCAUAUUAUUUAUUCAUUAUGUUGCUUUAUAACAGUUAAGAUCUAUUAAUUUCACUUGUAUUAAAUACAAUAAAAAAUCUUUGUUGCAUUGU